ACAAGACACUCAUGGAUUCAUCCACAGAUUCUGCCACUACUCCUAUUAUGAUUCUCUCUGACUCAUUUCACAUUAUUCUCAUUAUUAGGGUUUUACCUUAUCCCCCUUCCCUAAGAAAUGGCAGUUUCUUCUAUCUACACAUCAAAUUUCAUCGUUCUAUAUUCCAACUCAAACUCAUCUUUUCCUUAUUUAGAAAGCUUAGCAUAUCACUUACACAAUGGGGUUGAAAAAAGAAUAAGGAGGAGUAGUAUUUGUAGAAGGUUUGGUGCUGUAUCUUCAUCACAUUCAAAUCCCAAGAUUUUGAAGUCAAAUAGAAGGACUAGGUUUGGUCAAAGAUUGUCUCCUUAUGACAGUGAUAAUGAAAAUGAAUCUAUUGAUUUCAAUGCUGCUGAUGAUGAUGACGAUUGGCUGUCUGAUGAUCCAUGUCCAGGUUCUGAUGACGCUAAACUCAGACGAAAGUCACAACCUGCAAUUAAUGGCAAUGGAGACAGAGGAAGCAUGUUUUCACGAAUGGGUGGAAAGAAAAAGAACGUCAACGGUAAUGGAAAGGUCAUAUUAGACAGAUACAACCACGCUGGGAAAGAUAAGCAGGAUGCAGGGAAGUCUUCAAAGAACAGAUAUCGGCGUUUAUCAGAGGAAGUAGAUGUAGAUGAUAAAUGGUUUCCGUUACUCGACUACCUCACAACUUUUGGCCUUAAAGAUUCUCACUUUGUACAGAUGUAUGGGAGACACAUGCCUUCCCUUCAAAUAAAUGUUACUGCAGCACAAGAAAGAUUGGAUUUCUUGAUGAGUGUCGGUGUAAAAAGUAAAGAUAUAAAGAAAAUACUCAUGAGACAACCACAGAUUUUGCAGUAUACAGUGGAAAGCAAUCUUAAAUCCCAUGUGGCAUUUUUGGUCAGUUUGGGCAUUCAAGAAUCAAGAAUUGGGCAGAUAAUAACUGCUACCCCAUCUAUAUUCUCUUAUAGUGUGGAAAAUUCAUUAAAACCAACGGUUAGAUAUUUGAUUGAAGAAGUUGGUAUUAAAGAAAGUGAUUUGAGUAAAGUUGUGCAGCUGAGCCCCCAAAUUUUGGUUCAACGGAUUGAUAAUUCAUGGAACUCUCGGUAUAGAUUUCUUGCCAAAGAACUUGGAGCACCCAGGGAUAAUAUUGUAAAAAUGGUCACCAAACAUCCCCAACUCCUUCACUACAGCAUUGAAGAUGGCUUAUUACCGAGAAUAAACUUUUUAAGGAGUAUCGGCAUGCACAAUUCGGACAUAUUGAAAGUUUCGACUAGCCUCACGCAGGUCUUUUCAUUAUCCCUCGAGGGAAAUUUGAAGCCCAAAUACUUGUAUCUGGUUAAUGAACUUCAAAACGAGGUCAAAUCUUUGACCAAGUACCCCACAUAUCUAAGCUUAUCCCUGGAUCAGAGAAUUCGUCCCCGGCAUAGGUUUUUGGUUGCUCUAAAGAAGGCUCCAGAGGGACCCUUUCCUUUGAGUUCAUUUGUUCCAACUGAUGAGAGUUUUUGCCAGCAUUGGGCAGGAACUACUGUAGAUAAAUACUUGGCCUUUCGACAAAGGUUACUACUUAAAGAUUUGGCGAAAAAAUAUGAAAGGUCGUGACCCAUGUUUUACCCAUUAAAAGUUUUGUUCUUGAAUCCCCAUCAAAUAUUUUGUCUCCACUCUGGUGGUGGUUCAGUUUCCCUUUACUGAGUUAGAUAUAAAUCUUAGCUCCUCUGUUUAUUGCUUAUAGAGAAACCAAGAUUGCCUCCAAGCUGCUUCUAAGGAUUGCCGAGAUACUGCUGGUUCGACUCUUUUGGUAUACAUACGAACAUAAAAAUACAAGUUCUGUUUUAAUGCGAGGAAACGAAAUGUGAGUAGAAUUGUAAAAAGGUUUUUUGAUUAUGACAUCAAAAGGUGUUCCCCUUGGUACUACCCUUAUUUAACACGAUCCAAGAACUUCCAUAACAGUGGCAUGAUUCAGUUUGAGCAAUGGAUCUUGACAUCAUACAUCCUGUUAAUGAAAAUUGAGUGUAAACAUUAUUCGUUUUUUUGUGCACAAUCUGCUUCAAACAUUGAUUAUGUGAAUGUGACCCUUGGUAAUGUGAAAAGCCACAAUUUGCUUGAAA
Messenger RNA from Erigeron canadensis, 2102 nucleotides. Its product is annotated as transcription termination factor MTERF9, chloroplastic. The record is from RefSeq and is a predicted model, not a curated record. NCBI's taxonomy places the organism in Eukaryota, Viridiplantae, Streptophyta, Magnoliopsida, Asterales, Asteraceae. Gene Ontology annotation, biological process: regulation of DNA-templated transcription. Gene Ontology annotation, molecular function: double-stranded DNA binding. The coding region runs from base 118 to 1596 and encodes 492 amino acids. The transcript is spliced from 8 exons.